CAACGCACGACAUUCCAGUUUUCAAUUGGAGAAACAAACCCGAUAACGACCCCUUGCCCUCUCAAGUCGGGGUCACGAGCAUCGCCCAGGCAGGCGAUCUGGACAGGCACUGGCAAGAUUUUGAAAACAGAGCGCGAAACCCUUUCGCAAACACUACGCCUGUCGCUGUCGUCCCGCGAAAAGAUACGGCGGCAUUCCAGUUCUUCCCGCGGUGUUGCACCUCAUCUCUCACAUGGCGACAAGGAUUCUUGCUCAACAGCGCAAACAUCAACAUGAUUGAAAAGUACAUGAUCAUUGCAGAUGACAAGUUCUGGGAACGCGGCAACGAGUUGCAGGAGCUCGCAGAUGCACUAGGAGCUCCAACAUGGGCCCUCAAACAAUUCUUCGAAAAGAGGAUCAAGGAGCCAAACUUUACUCAACGGACGAGAAACGUCUUUCAAGAUCUGGCAGCAGAGGACCGCAAGAUUGUUCGCGCAAGAAUUGGUUUAAAGGCCUCCACAGUCAAGAGGCAACGCCGCGAGUGGUUCAACAACCGCUUGGAGGAAGCGCUAGAUCAAUUCCCAGCUGCUCGCGAAGAGCGAGAUUUCUUGGAGAAGCACUUGAGCGCCCACAGAGCAAAGUGGAUCGCAGGUGCUCUUGAUGUGACCAUCGGAGACAUGCGAAUCAUGAUCAAAACGAGUGUCAGAAAAGCUGCGGACAGUGUACACCGCCGCAAAGGCAAACUCGCUUCGAAAACCCCGAGGACCAAAGGCCCUCUUGAUGGCCCCGCAAAGCGAGCAUGCCGCACCGCUGCCCCAGGUGAUUUCCAAUGGACGCCUCAAAUCGACGAGGUCCUGCGGGACUGUGCCGCGAUUUUACGCGCACGGCACGUGGCCCGCGGCCAUCGCAGAGUCAAUUGGAGUGCGAUCGCGCAAGUCUUUUCUCACUUCCGAAAUCCAUCGAUGGAAUGCAAGAGGCGUCUUGAACACCUUCAAGAGGUACAUGUGGGCGAGGUUGAGUAUCUCGCUGCGUUGCAAGCGGAGUGGAUGCGUGUCUGGAAGAAACAUGCUGGAACGCCAGCCCUUCCGGACGAUGACCCUCGUGAUGUGGUCAACUUCGAUCUUAGAGCACACGUGCUGUUCUUGCGGAAAAAUGUUGACAAGGACGCAGUGUGAGUGCGACGGCUUACCAGAAAUGCAACAAAGCUGACCAACGACCCAACCUCCUUUGCAAAGACUAAGCGUUGCAGAAGGUGAAGAUAUCGAUGACCUUCCAUUGGACACUAUCGACCUUUCAACCCAGUGGCUGCCAAAUGCCAACGAACGCAGGCAAGGUCUACUGGAGAAUUUCUUUGCAUUGGACACCAAAGCAACUCAGGACACGCGGGAAACCGAUCCUCUGUUGCUACCCUUCACGAAGGAUAUAACUACCGCGAUGUCACCCGAAAUUGGGGCGUUGCUUCCUCGGGCGGCGGUCAAGAUGGUCUUUAUUUCGGAUUCGGACCGCGCGAAAGGCCUCGAGGCCGUUGGGAGGCAAUUCGGGACAACAGCAGUAAAUGAUGCUAUUCAAGCGCUGCAUCAGUCUGC
Tilletiaria anomala UBC 951 is the source of this 1565-nucleotide messenger RNA. RefSeq lists its product as uncharacterized. The transcript has 3 exons. Lineage: Eukaryota; Fungi; Basidiomycota; Exobasidiomycetes; Georgefischeriales; Tilletiariaceae. The coding region runs from base 273 to 1154 and encodes 293 amino acids. The record is from RefSeq and is a predicted model, not a curated record.